AUGCUCUCUUCAGAUAGCUCAAGGGAUUUGAUUGGUUGCUCUGAGUUUGGACACAGAUCCUGUGCUAAGAGCCUUAGGCCAGCUGGAAUAUGAGUGGUGAUGUAUCUGUUCAUAACAUCAACUUUCCUCCUCACCACCCUGAGGAUCCUGGCCAUCAUCCUUUCCAUAUCCUCCUUUAAGCAGCUUCAUUCUCCAACCAAUUUCCUCAUCCUCUCUAUGGCCAUUACAGACUUCCUGCUGGGCUGUGCCAUCAUGCCCUACAUCAUGGUGAGGUCUGUGGAGAACUGCUGGUAUUUUUGGACGACCUCCUGCAAAGUUCAUUACAGCUUCGACCUGGUGCUCUGCUUAGCUUCCAUUUUCCACCUCUGCUCCAUCGCCAUGAAUCGGUUCUAUGCCAUCUGCCACCCUCUGAGUUACAGCAGCACUGUGGUGGCUGUGGUCAUCAAACAGAUCGUGGCAAUGUGCCAGGCAGUGCCUGCUGCUUCUGCUUUUGCUCUGUUCUCAGAAGCUUAUGCUGCUGGGACUGAAGGCUAUGAAAUGAUGGUGAAAUGCUCCAGCUUGUGCCCCUAUCUUCUUACAGAAGCAGGGGGCUGCGGCUCCCGGGGCGAGCGGCGGGAAGUCUCGGCGUCCGCAGCCCCUCAGUUGAGUGCUGCCAUCUGCACGCCCGAGCGCCGGCGGCGCCCAGCACCACCCCUGCCGCUGGCCGCCCACGCCGCCGGGUGGAGCCGCGGCGCGGCCCCACCUCCCCGCGGCCCCACCUCCCCACGCCCCCGCCGUCACGGCGGGAUGGGGCGGGAGCGGGCACAGGGUCGGAUCCUUGCCUUCAGCACAGUGAAACGCCCUCCGUGCUCCCGCCGAGCCGAGAUGUUCUUUGUCUACCAGCAGCACAAGAAAUUUGGUACUUAG
Molecule: messenger RNA, 906 nt
Organism: Indicator indicator
Lineage: Eukaryota; Metazoa; Chordata; Aves; Piciformes; Indicatoridae
Product: trace amine-associated receptor 2-like
Biological process (GO): G protein-coupled receptor signaling pathway
Cellular component (GO): membrane
Molecular function (GO): trace-amine receptor activity
Source: RefSeq, a predicted model, not a curated record